Molecule: messenger RNA, 10042 nt
Organism: Condylostylus longicornis
Lineage: Eukaryota; Metazoa; Arthropoda; Insecta; Diptera; Dolichopodidae
Product: semaphorin-1A-like
Exons: 6
Coding region: 1120-3897 (925 amino acids)
Biological process (GO): semaphorin-plexin signaling pathway; positive regulation of cell migration; negative regulation of axon extension involved in axon guidance
Molecular function (GO): semaphorin receptor binding; chemorepellent activity
Source: RefSeq, a predicted model, not a curated record
UGUUUUUUUGUAGGAGUUUGAGUUUUUUUACAUGUUGCGAACGAAUCAACUAUAGCACGCCACACAAUUAAAGUGAUUUUCACUUGUUAUGCUAUUCAUUUUUUUUUAUACUACUCUGUUAAAUAGCGUUUUGUUUUUCGUUUCUCAUUAAUCUACUGAGUCUGAGACUGUGUAUUUUGUCGUCGUGAUCUGUUUUUUUUUUUUUUCAAAAAAGAUUUUUGUGAUUUAAAAAAGUGUAUAUAAGUAUGUGUGUAUAUGUGACUUUAAAAAACAAAAUUUUACAUAAAAUAUUUUAAAUUGUUGUUUCUUAAACAAAAAUUUUUACUUUAAAAACAAAAAAUUAAUUACAAUUUUUUAAUUAAAACUUUGAUAAUUUCUAGAAUUUUUAAAGACCUGUAAAAAAAAUACAUCAUAUAAGUUUUUUAAAAGGAAAACUUUGUGUAGUACAAAUAAAUAAAAAACUGUAAAUGUCGUCCAUUUUAUUUUCAAUUGUUUUUUGAGCGUUUUUUUUUUGUUUCUACUUUUUCAAUUUCAACUUUUUUGUUGUAAUUUAAAUUAAAAUGAAAUGAUCGUGUGAUCGUAAUAUAAAUGAUAUGUUUUUGAACGGAAUAUUUCAGAAAUUCAAUUAGAUUUGAAAGUAUUUUAUGUAAAAAAAGGAAAAAUUAUUUUAAAAGAAAAAGUCAAAAGUAAUAACAAAAUAAGUAAGCUACAAAAAAUGCAAAUAAACAAAUAAGUUGGAAAAAGAACCACAUACAUAUAUGCAUAUGCAAAGUGAGAGAGAGGAAGAGUGUUUUGUCGUUCGAGUUUGGAACACACAAAUUCAACGAAAUCAAAUUUUCGAUGAGAUGAGACUUGAAAAUUUUUAAAAUUAUGAGAUUAAAUUUUUCAUAUUAAAAAAAAAAAUAUUAAAUGAAAAAUAAAAAGUAUUAUUAAUGAUGAUAUUAAGAAGAGUGAUGAUGACAACAACAAUAGCAAUAAAAAGAGAAAUCGACAAUCAUCAUAUGGAAAUUAAUGAUGGAUUAAAAUGAAUUUUUUUAUUUUUUAUAAUAAUGCGCGAACCAUCAAAUAAUAUUAAAUAAUUUUAUCAAAUGAAAUUUAUAAAAAAUUCAAAUUGAAAAAAUGCUUUUCAAAUUUUAUAUACAAAUUGUUGGUUGUCGGCAAAAUAUCCUAACAAUAACAACAAUUUUUAUCAAAUUAUUUUUAGUAUUAACAAAUUUAAUUAGUACAAUAGAAACAUGGGCACCAGAUAUAAAGCCGAAAAUUAGUUUGAAUACAGAAUUAAAAAAUUUUCCAUCAUUUUUUGGCAAUAGUACCGAUUACUUUAAAAUUCUUGAUCAAGAUGAUACAUCAAUAUUAAUUGGUGCUCGUAAUCAUGUAUACAAUUUAAGUUUAGAUGGUUUAAGAAAAAAAUAUCAAAUUGAAUGGUUUUCAUCAGAUGCUGAUCGUGAAUUAUGUGCACUUAAAGGUAAAUCAGAACAAGACUGUCAAAAUUAUAUAAGGGUAUUUGCAAGAAUAAGUUCAACACAAAUAAUGAUUUGCGGGACAAAUUCAUAUAAGCCAAGAUGCCGUUUUUAUGCUGUUAAUAAUAAUAGUAAUAAUUUUAAUCGUGGUACUAGAAAUAAUCGUAGUAAUAGUGAUAAUACUUUAACAAAAUCAGCAUUACCAAUAUCAUCGUCUACAUUAAAAUCAUCAAAUUAUAAUAUUGUUGGAAGUACAACAACAACUGUAGCAACAGAUCCAAAUGUUAUAAUAUCAACUACAAUAACAACAAAUAAUAAUAAUAAUAUUGUACAACAAAAUAGACAAUUAAAUGGUGACAGUUUAUCACUAUCAUCAUCAUCAUCAAUUGAUAAUAAUGAACAAUUUCAAUUAAUUAAUGAAGUUGAAGCACAAGGACGUUGUCCGUAUAAUCCACAACAUAAUUCAACUUAUAUAUAUACUGAUGGUCAAUUAUAUUCUGCAACUGUAGCUGAUUUUUCAGGUGCUGAUCCGUUGAUAUAUAGAGAAACUUUACGAACAGAACAAUAUGAUUUAAAGCAAUUGAAUCAACCAGCAUUUGUUAGUGCACUUGAACGAAAUGGUUAUGUUUUCUUUUUUUUCCGUGAAAUUGCAAUGGAAUAUAUGAAUUGUGGCAAGACAAUAUAUUCACGUGUUGGUAGAGUUUGUAAAAAUGAUCGCGGUGGACCAUAUGCAUUCUCUGAUCGUUGGACAUCUUAUUUAAAAACACGUUUAAAUUGUUCAGUACCUGGGGAAUAUCCAUUUUAUUUUGAUGAAAUACAAUCAACUAGUAAAAUUAUUGAUGGCCUAUAUCCAUUAUAUAGUGGAAAAACUUCAAUUGUAUAUGGAAUAUUUACAACAUCAGUUAAUGCAAUUCCUGGUUCGGCAAUAUGUGCAUUUAAUAUUAAUGAUAUCUUAGAUUCAUUUGAAGGCAAAUUUAAAUAUCAAAAAGAUUCAACAUCAAAUUGGUUACCACUAUCAAAAGAUGAUGUACCAGAGCCAAGACCUGGUAAAUGUGUUGAUGAUUCAAGAACAUUAUCAUCUACAUCUGUUAAUUUUGUUAAAACACAUACAUUAAUGGAGCAAUCAAUAAUACCAUUAUAUGGUAAACCAUUAUUAACAAGAGUUAGUUUAAAUUAUCGCUUAACAGCAAUAACAGUUGAUCAACAAAUUAAAACCAUUGACAAUAACACAUAUGAUAUUAUAUUUGCUGGUACUGAUAAUGGUAAAAUAAUUAAAUUUACAAAUAUAUAUGAUAAUAAUAUAAACGAUAUAAAAACAAUUGUUAUAUCAGAAAUGGAUGCAUUACCAAAAAAUUCACCAAUACGUGAAUUGACGGUAUCACAAAAAACACAAAGUUUGAUUGUUAUUGGUGAUGGUCAUAUAACAUCAUUACCAUUACAUUAUUGUUCACAUAUACAACAUUGUAAAAAUUGCUUAAAUUUACAAGAUCCAUAUUGUGUAUGGGAUAUUAGUAAUUAUGAAUGUAAAUCAAUAAUAACAAUACAAAAUUAUUAUAAAAGUGAUAUACAACAAAAUAAUUAUAUACAAAUGUUAAAUACAACAUCGAAUAUAGAUAAUUUAUGUAAAAAAUACGGUGGACAUAGUAAUAAUGAUAUAUUACUAAAUAAUAAUAACCAAUUCAUAUCAAAACCAAGAAUAAUAUCAACAGUUGGCAAUCGUGGUACAGUAAGCGGAACUGGUAAACCAUUAAUAAAUAACAAUUAUAAUGAUAUUGGAAAUAAUAAAAAUAUUAAUAAUAAUAAUAUUAAUGGAUACGGUAACAGCAAUUCAAUUAAUAAUAUAAAUGAUGACAAUGGUGGUAUCGAUGGAAUUGGUAGUGAUAUACGUUCAAUAUAUACAAACUAUAAGGAUACAAAUGGUAUACAAACAAAUGAUGAUAAUGAUAAUAAUCGAAUAACAUUAACGUCCAUAAAUCCGGAGCAUAUAGAUAAAAGUAUUGGAAAUCCAUAUUUAAAUGAUGAAAAUUUGUAUGGUGUUGAAGGUGAAAAAUUGCAAUAUGCUUCAAGUAAUUUAUCAUGGAGUAUUAUACUUAUCGUAGUUAUAUUUAUUGUAUUUACAAUUGGAAUUGUUGUUGGUUGGCAUGCAUCGAGACGAUUAUGUAAAAGUUCAGUUUUUCAUACAGAACAUCGAAAUCAAUUAAAUCCUAAAACGAGACCUAUAACAUACCGAAAUAGUGGUAAAGAUGUAAAUUUAUUAAUGAAUACAUCAAAUCCAUUUUCGCAACCAUGUAAUAAUAAAAAAGAUAAUAUUGAACAUGAAUUCGUUAGCGAAAAGGAUCGAAGCCAUGAAUGCAAAAAUUCAACAGAAAACUUAGAAAAAGAAGUACAUUUUAGUAAAACUGGGACAUUAACAAAAGUUAAAAGAACGUAUAUAUAAAAUAAAUACGAAAAAAACGUGUUAAAUUAAAUUUUAAAUAAUUAAGUAAGUAAAUAAAUUUUUCUUUUUAAUACUUUAGACAAUAUUAUAAAUUAAAUAUAAAAUAUUGUAUGUUAUUAUAAAUUAAAUAUAUAUUGUAUGUAUGCACAUAAUUGUGUCCCAAAUCUUAUAAUAUUGAUCAUUGAGUGGUUAAAUAAAUAGUAAUGAUUUUUGCAUUAAAUCAAAAAUGUAAUAUACGUAAUACAUAGAUUGUUCCGUAGAACAAAAAUUUUCAAAUAAUUUUUUUAUUGUCUAUUGCCUUAAAGAAAAAAUCAGAGCAAAAAGUAAAACUUUUUCCUUUUACAGUUUUGCUUUUCUUUUAAUGAUUUGUAUGAUUUCCUAACAUUUUUCAAGAGUUUGGGCGUAUGUUUAUUGGAGAAAUUUUUUAUUAUUAGUAAAUAACAACGCCAUAUAUAUCUGUAUAUUGUAAUUUUAAUUAUAUAUUGUACGAUUUCAUAUUACCAACUAAUGGUUCAUAUACGUAUUCUAUUUAUAUAUAUAGUUAUAAAUUCAGUGGUCGAAGUGGGAUACUCAAAGUGGUGGGAUGGUAAAAAAAAAAAUAAAAAAAAAAAAGUAUUAUUUUAGUUAUUUUUUAAAAAAAAAUAACUAAACAAAAUUUACCAAACUUUGGAAGUAAACUAACGAGAAUAUUUAUAUUCAAAAUUAAAUCAACUAAAAAUUGAACCAAAAACUGUGCAAAUUGUUACCAAAGAAAUGCAUAGACUACUAUGUAGUAACGAAAAUUUCAUUAAUAGAAAAAAAUUAUACGUUACUAUUUGAAAUUGAUCUUAUUUAAAAUUACAUAUAUAUAAUUUUUUGUUAAAAAAUUUUUUAAAAUUCAUUAGAAAAUUUUCUUAAAUUUUAAAAAACGUGUUCCGGAACGCAUUUUUCUCUCCUAUUAAGUAGUGGGAUGGAUUUCCAAUUAUUUAAAAGUACUGGGAUGGCAUCCCACUCCAUCCCGCCUCACUUCGAGCACUGGUUAUAAUACGUAUAUGAACCAUUAAAUGGUAAUAUAAAAUUCUACAAUAUAUAAUUAGAAUUACAAUAUAUAGAUAUAUAUGGCAUUGUUAUUUACUAAUAAUAAAAAAUUUUCCACAAUAAACAAACUCUUGAAAAGCGUUAGAAAACCAUACAAAUCAUUAAAAGAAAAGCAAAACUUUAAUUUUUUGUCUUGAUUUUUUAUUUAAGGAGUCCUGGGCAAUGGAAUAAAUAAUUUGAAAAUUUUGGAAUGUACGUAUUACACGAUUUUUGAUAAAACUGAUUUAAUGUAAGUAACUAAUUGAAGUUUAUCAAAAAAAGAUCGCAUUAUAAAUAGUGAAAUAAAGUAAAUACGAAAUUUUAAAUAAUAAUUUUCGAUUAUUCAAAAUUUUUUUAAUUUUCUAAAUGAAAUUCAUUUCAUCAGGUUUUUCUUUUAUUUAAUGUCAUCGUUACUUACUUUCACACACAAUGUCAUUAUUUUUAUAUUUCACUUGCGCACAAUGUUAUUAUCACAACUUUCAUUACACACAAUGUAAUUAUUUUUAUAUUUGGAGAACUAUUAUGAAUAUUUAAUACUUAAAAAAAUGUGAAAGAGAAUUAUUUAAUUGUAUCAUAAUUUUUUUUUAUUUUAUAUUAUUUUUUUUAUCAUUUUACUUAUAAAUAAAGUAAUUAAUUUUUUUUUAUUUUUUAUAUUUAUAACGCAUACAUAAUAAUAUGUUAUUCUGAAUUUAUGUAAUUGUAUAUAUGCAGGGCGAUUAUUUAAAAAGUACAAUAUUAUAUGCUAUUGUUUAGAUAAAUGGUCAAAAUUUUACGAAAUCAACCUGUAUAUUUAUCAUAUAUAAAAUGUUAAUUAGAUUUAUUUUUUUACCAGACAGUGAAUUUGUAAUAAAAAUAUAUUUUUGUAUGUAUUUUUGAAAAAAACGUUUCGGUUGUUUUACCGCGUGUCUUAAGCGUAUACAAUUGGAUUUAAAUUUUUUUUUUUAUUUUUGGUUAUUUUUUAAUAAAACGCUAUAAGUUUGAUUCGAUUCCAUUUCAGUGGAUAAUUUUUUCAAAAAAUUUGUUAAAAUUGCUGAAACAUCUUUUUCAAAAAUGGAUAUUAUUAUUCGAUUGAAUAAUACGAUAGAGAAACAAACAUUUUUUUAAUAGUUUUGAGAUAAUUUUAAUCAAGAGAUAAAAAAUGUUUUUAAAUAUUUAAAAAAAAAUCAAAUGUGACAAAGAAUUGUCAUCUAUCUGCGCUGUUUAAAUUUUUUUAAUUAAUAUAUCUGUUAUCUGGCCGUGAAAUUACAAAAUUACAGUAUCUAUGACUUCAAAAUUGCACUAAUACUUCGCUACAACAUAAUUCAGCAAUUGUAAAUCAUAAUCUGAAUUUUGUAUGAACACCAGGUAUCAAAUUUUCAAAGUCGUAUUACUGCCACAGAAUUCAAUUUUUUAAAUUAACACGCUAAAUUAAUUUAUUAAAAAAUUAUUAUUGCCGUUGGUUAUGUUAAAAUUAUUCUCAAAAAUUUCGAAUAUUAAAAAAAAAUUAAAUUUUUUAUUAAUUAUUUUAUAAAUUAAUUUUGAGAUUGACGUUAGAGACAUUAAUGGAUGUAAGUGAGUAAAAUUGUUUUGAAUGUAUUGUUAUAAAAUAUUUUAAUUAUUUAAUAGUAUUUUGAAAAAAGAAAAAUUUUAAAAUAAAUAUUUAUUUUAAAACUAUUAUAAGAUAUAUAUAUAUACAUAUACAGGGUGUUUCGCAUAAGGGCGAACAUAAUUUCAGGGGCUAUGUCGCAUGGUUCCAAAGUUAUACCUGUUUUUUUUUUGUGCAGCACAAUCUGAAAUCUAUUUUUUCAACAAGCUGUAGCUCGAAAACGUGUGUAUCUGCACUCUACUUCCCCCCCUUUUACAAUUUUUUCCUGGAAACUGAUCAAAGAAUCAUCCCUGAAAUUAUUUGCUACCUUAUGCGAAACACCCUGCGUAAUUUGAUUAAUCGAAAUACACAGUGUGACUGCAGCUUUUAACUGCGCUAUGUAUGGUGGUUAUUUGUUAUACGUUAUAAUAUUAAAUUAUGUAUAAAUACAUUUUUAUAUAUUUUUUAAUUUUGACGCGAUAAUUAUUUUAAUUUUUAAAUUUUCUCAUUUUAUUUACAUUUUUUGCUAUCCAAAUUAAAAAAAUAUACUUUGAACAAUAAAUUUAACAAUCGGCUUUUUUAAUAAAUAAAAAGUGGUAUUAAAAGCAUUUAUAAAAGAAAUUUAAAAUUAUUUUAAAAUGGUACCUCACACAUAAGAUAUUAAAUCGAAUAUUGGCAAUUAAGUUUUUACUGCACACAGCAUUGAUUAUCAAAAUUUUAAUAUGCGGUUAUCAAAAAUUCUGAAUUGUAUUGCUAUCGCAAUAAAAACAGAACUACGUCCCCGGCAUGAUUAACGCUUACAUAGUUUAGAAAAAUUUAAAAAAACAAUGGAAGUACUGCUUUAGUUUCAAUACGCCAAUCUCAUUGAUUUCCAAAAACUUGAAUUCGAUAUCAAUUUUAUCAAUUUAAUAAAAUGGAAAAAUCGGCGAAGUUAUCAUGUUAUUGAAAAAAUUAAUUAAUAUUAUAGUAAAAAUUUUACUCUACUAAUUUUGAAAUUAAUAACCUGUGUUUUUGUAUAUUACAGAACAAAAAGAAUGAGCAAUUUGAGUAAUAUAAACUUUUAAUGAAAUUAAUGGUAGACAAUGCUGAUAUAGCCGAAAGUUUUUCGGAAUACUCAAACAAGCAUUAACAAGUUAUUUUUAAUUUCUUAAGUAAAUUUUUAGACCUUUUUUUUCGAAAUUUUGCUAUGGAAAUUUAAAAAAAUUUAGAUACGUUUUAAUUUAAUAUUUAAAUAUAUACAAAAUUGUUUUGAAAUGUUGUGGGAAGUUCACCAGUACUACUACCUUAAAACUUUCACAAGUACUAUUACCUUAAAACUUUCUUUGUCCUUUUUUAUAUGCAAAAACUCAAAAUAUUUUUACUUCAUUCAAGCUUGAACUUUUUUGUGACAUCAAAUCAGUUGUUGAUAGUUCCAACCUACAAAUAUUUUUUAUCGCGUUUACAGACACAACUACCGGAAAGGUAUAUUUGAGAUGACGUGACAUGUUGAUUUUUUUUUAUCACAUCAGUGGCCUGACUAACAGAAUAUGGGUGAAAAAUUAAAAAUAACAAAAUUAAAUUUUCAUUUUAUUGUCUAAAUUUUAAGUAAGUUGAAUUCGCGUUUGCAGUUCUAACAAAUAUCUGCAAUGUAACCACGUUAAUCAAUUAGUAGAGAAUAUAAAUAAAACUUUUUGACACCAUAGUUUUUUUUGUUGGCAGCACUGUUUUAGUAAUUCUAUUGCGGUGCAGUUUCAACUAAUAAGAUCUCUCGUGUUCAGAACUGCAAAUACGAAUUCAAACGAAUGCAACGCUGCCAUUUUUUAAAUUUAUUUAAUUUUAAUUCACUUUUGUUUGUUUAAAGAAAAUAUUUUAGAGUAAAAUUUUACUGUUUUUUAGGAUAAAAAAAUUUAAAGGAAAAAUAAAGUUAAAAUAUUAAAAAUAAAAAAAGUUAUCAAAAAACAAAGAAAAUUUUAGAUUUAUAAAUUAAAAAAAAAAAACGAAAAUUAUAUAAAAUUGGGGCUAUGAAGUUUUUAUAUUUUUUUUUACUUUUUGAAAGUAAAUACAAUUGUACAUUUACAUUAUUACAUUUUAAUUAUAUAACAAUCGUAGUAUGUUAAACGUACUUUGAUUUCAAAAUUGCAGCAAUACGCUAUUAAUUAAAAAAGUUUCAGCAAUUGCAACUUGUGAAUUGCAUUUUCUAUAAAUACCGUAUUUUUGCAAGUUUGAAAGCAAGAGAAGUACUAUGCUAAAAUAAGUUUUUUUUUGUAUGUAUUUUUGAAUCUUAGUAAUGGUAAAAUGUUUAAUAGAGAUAUUGAAAAUUAUGAAUGAAUCGAAUCGAUUAUUAAAUAUUUUUAAUUAAUAUCUUUUUAUAUACAUAUGUAUACCUACAUAGUUUAAAAAGUUUUUACCGAAUGUUUAUUAAUUACAUAAUAUAUAAAUGUUAAUAUAUAAUAUAUACAUUAAUAUAUAAAUAUUAAUAUAUACAUAUAUGAUAUAUGUAUUAAAUCUACAGAAUUUAAGGACAGAUAAUUAAAUAGGUUAUGCGAAUAACGUACAAAAAUUUUCAAAUAUUUCUAAGGCGAUUUAUAAUUGAAAAAAAAAUAAUGAAACAUGUAAUUUUUAAAAUUUACAAAAAACAAAAACAAAUAUGUUAAUUUUAUAUAAUGAAUGUAAUUUAUUAUAAAUUAUAAAUGUAGUUUAUAUAUCCAUAUACACAUAUUAUAAAUUAUAUAUAUAUACAUACUUAUGUAUAUAUAUAUGGCAUACAUAUAUACAUACAUAUAUAUUAUUAGAAAUAUAAAAUUGCCUAACACUUCAAAAUUGCAAUAACACAGUAUUUAUACACAGUUCAGCUUAUGAAUUCAAAAUGCUGAACUGCUUAUCAAUAUAGCAUUAAUGCAAUUUUGAAGUCACACGAAGUAUAUAGUAUGCAAAAUUCACAUUUUUAAAUUAAUUUUAUUUAAAAAUAAAUAGUUUUAUUGUAAUAAAUUAGUUAUUUAUACAAAGAAAAUUAUGUAUAAAUAUUAUUAUCCAAUAUAAAUUUAUAUUAUAGUUAUUAGCAUGUAUAAAAGAUGAAAAUGUGAAAAAUUUAUACAUAUCAUUUAGUUUUUUUUUUACGUACGCAUAAAACAAAGUUGAAAUAAAUAUAGAUUCAAAUAAAUUAAAAAAUAUAAAUUAAUAUUUCUAAUAUAAUUAAUCUUAAAACAAUCCAUAAUUUUGAAAAGGGGAGAUUCACAUCAGAUGCUAUUUUUGACUCAUUUUGCAUACGUCUAGGCGACAUAAUUUUAUCGUGCUUUUUCAUUUUCCAACUAUAAAAAGAGUGAAAAAAUAUCUUGAAUUCCAAAAUGCGGUGAUACGGAGACGCAUAUAUUAUGCCAACGGAUUAGAAAAAUACGAAAGGAAGGAGUAUCUUGAAAAAACAAGCAUUUGCUUCGAGCAUUAUCGAAAAUUACACAUAUUUCGAGCUUCGAAAUAUGUGUAAUUUGUAAGAAGGAUAAGUUGAAAUUUUCUUUUAAAGUAAAAACUAAAAAAUAUACCAAAAUAUUU